Molecule: messenger RNA, 1374 nt
Organism: Eruca vesicaria subsp. sativa (arugula)
Lineage: Eukaryota; Viridiplantae; Streptophyta; Magnoliopsida; Brassicales; Brassicaceae
Source: the annotation of a GenBank genome assembly
AUGUCUUCCUCCUCUUCAGCUUCCGACAACGGUGAUUCCCUCGGUGGUCCUAGCUCCGUGGUUAGUAGAAGUAGCGACGUUUUUGAGGCCCCAUCUCCAUCUCGCCCUCGCUUCGCCGCCAACGACGUCUGGCCGGAACCUUUCCUCGAAUCUCUAGCCGUUCAAGUCGCCGUUGAUGCUUCCUUAACCGUAGGCCUCCUAGCUGCCGCACCCGCACUUGCCAAUGUUUUUCGGGUAUCCACAAUGUGGCAGGCUGUUUCUCGUUCGGAUCAUCUAUGGCAACUCCUUUCUCGCCAAGUUUGGGGAAGAACCCGUUUGAUGCAUGACACAUGGCGAGAUGAGUUUAUCUACCAUCAUCGGACGGCUAGAAACUUUCAGAUGCGUUCUUACGUACAUUUCACCCUCAGUUUUGAUCUGUCUGACGUGGACGAGCCGGAUAGUCUCUCUUGCCGCUGUCUCAGACUCUCCGAUCUCUAUUUAGCAGCAGGAUUCGCUGACGGAACAGUCCGUCUCUUUCUUUUGAGCAGCCGUCUCCACGUCAGGACACUUCGUCCGCCUCUACGAGACCGUUUUGGAAGAUUCUCCCGAGCAGUCUCAGGCAUUGUUAUCUCUGGUUCCAGAUUGGUUUUCGCCACGAUGGAUGGAGACAUCCACGUGGCGGAAAUUGACGGCGUGGGUAGUCACACGCGCACAGCUUUCCUCGGAGAUAUCGUUAACGACGGCGCGUUAGUGGAUUUCACGGGCUGUGGACGGUACUGGAUCGGUCUUUUCGCUGGUGUACCGGGUCGAGCUUUUCACAUUUGGGACUGUAUUAGUGAAGAAACAACAUUCAUUGGUGGUUCCCUAACCGAUCCAGAAGCUGUUAUGGGAUGGCACACGUUAACGGAGGUAACGACGUCUCUUGGCCGGCUUCGAAUCUCCGGUAGAGAAACAGCGGUGGCGUGUACUCAGUGGAGAAUCAUGGUGAUUGAUCUGAGAAACCAAGGAGUGAUCAUUGGAGAGGACGAAGAGCUACGGAGAGGACUUAUAGUGACGGGUUUUGACGCUAACGAUGAGGCUUACGUUAGAAUGGAUAGCAGGGGUAAUGCUAUUGUGCGCAGAGUGAGGACGCAAGAGACGGUUUGUGAGUUUCGCGUGAGCAGAGCUGUGCAGAGAAGAGUGAUGGGUUGUGUUAAUAGACUGCACGCGCUAAUGUGCGCAGGAGGAGUGAUGCGCAUAUGGGAAGUAGAGAGAGGAGGAGAAUAUCUAUACAGUUUUAGAGAGAGAGUUGGAGAAGUUGAUGCUAUUGUUGCUGACGAUAGACACGUGGCGGUUGCUUCAUCUUCAUCAAUGGCUAUGAGUACUAUACAUCUGUGGGACUUCGGUGCACUGUAG